GUAGAACCGGUGAUGAGCGAGAGCAAAGUUGUGUGUGUUUUUAUGGGAGAGAGAGACAGUGAGAAUCGAAAGGGAAAGAGAGAGAGAGAGAGAGGCUAAGUGUGUGUGUUUACGGGAGAGAGAGACGGUGAGAAUAGAGAGGGAAAGAGAGGCUGUGAGAAGAGAGAGGGUAAGAGAGGCUGUGAGAAGAGAGAGAGAGAGGCUGUGUGUGGGACCAGGAGGAGAGAACUGAAGUCACAGCUAUAUUCACUGACAGAGUUCCCCGCGGGGCCACCCUGUCCUGUAACCAAUGGCAACGUCGGUCCAAACCCUUCCUCUGACCCGCAACCCCAGCAAGACAUUCCGUGAUCCCAUCUCGACCCCUAACCGGCCCACAGCCCUAUUGGACCAGUUCAGUAUGGGUAGUGUAGGCAGCCUAGUGGAGCGACCAGACGCAUCCCCAGCUAAAGGCCGGGCCGUGCCCCAGGUGGGACCCAGGCAGACCAACAGGUUAUUAAAGAAAGGCUUCAACCAGAGAGAGUUGCUCAACUACCUCAACAUCACCAGGAAAGAGGCCAAAGCGGGUAGCGGCCCAGGCAGCAGUAGGAAGGACAUCUUCUCCAGCAUGCAGUCCAUGAAGAGAGAGCAUGGACAUGAGGAGGAACGCAUCAAGUUCUACCACAAAGACAGAACUGAGGUGGACGUGUCAAAGAACUCACUGCCCAUUAGAGGGAAAUAUGAGAAGUCUCGUCUCAGGCCGUCUGCCUUCAAGCCUGUCACACCCAAGAACUUCAGUUCCAUGCAGAACCUCUACCCUGCCAAGAUAGAGGACUCAGACCAGGGCCUGUCCAACGGGCUCCACCGGGCCUACGUCUCCAGCUCCUCUUCCUCCUCCUCACCCUCCCGCCAUGGUGGACCCACCUCCAGCGGAAACAAGGUGGUGGCAUCAGUGCGUGGGAUGAGUCAGGAGGAUGAGAACCUGUCAGACUCUGGUCAUAACUCCAUGAACAGUCUUCCUCCAUACAGACCUCCCUUCAGACCACAGCUGGCUCACAUCAGGUCAACUCCUGUUUCUCUCUGUGUCUGUCUGUCUCUCUCUGUCUGUCUCUCUCUCUGUCUGUCUGUCUCUCUAUGUGUCUGUGUGCCUUUCUCUCUGUGUCUGUGUGUCUCUCUAUGUGUCUGUGUGCCUUUCUCUAUGUGUCUGUGUGUUUCUCUAUGUGUCUGUAGUUUUCUUUGUAGAUCAGUAAUGAUGAAGAGGAGGAGGAUAGAUAUGACCAUGAUAAUGAUGAAGAUGUAUGUUACCACCCUCAGUGCCUCCAUGAGCCACAUCAACACCAUUGGCUCUCUGGACCGAGCAUCAAAGGUUGCGGGGUCGUCAGGGGUUGCUAUGGCGGAGAUGGCCAUGUCGUGUCGUAGCAUGGCAACGCUCAGCCGCCUGACGCCAUACGGAGGGGAGGCUCCGCCCCCUUACGAACUGUCGUUUUCCGUAGAGGAGGUGGUGCGUGAUCUGGAGGAGAGGCUGGCGGAGAAGGAACACGAGCUGAAACAGAUGAGGAGGAACCUGGAUGAGAGUGAAGGAGCCAUUGCACAGGUGUUUGAAGGUAAACAGCGUCUGUGGGAGAAGGAGUUGGAGGAGUUGAAGCAUCUGUACGCCGCCAAGCUGCGUCAGGUUUCCCAGCAUGCCCAGCAUUCCCAGCAUGCACUGCAGCUGCAGCUGCACAAGGCCCAGCAGGAGAAGAACAGACUGCAGGACGAACUGGACGCUCUGGGCGGGGGGAGUCAGAGAGAGGGUCAGGGGAGUCUGAAGGGAACCAGUCCUACACUGGAGGAGACUCAGUGGCAGGUGUGUCAGAAGUCGGGUGAGAUCUCGUUGUUGAAGCAGCAGCUGCGUGACUCCCAGGCGGAGGUGACCAGCAAGCUGUCAGAGCUGUUCCAGCUGAAGACCCAGCUGAGAGAGACCAGAGGAGAGCUGCAGAGACGUGAUGGACAGAUAGACACGCUGCAGACAGCCCUACAGGGGGCGCAACUUCGACAACUGGAGAAAGGUGGAGCAGAGGAGAGUGGAACACUAGAGUCUCGAGGAUCAGGAGGGGCAUCAGGCCCUACAGAGGAGCGCCUGCGAGCAGAGCUGUUGUUAGAGCGUCGUCAGAGCGAGGCCCAGGCUACAGUCUUCGAGCAGGAGAGACAGACGUGGCAGACAGAGAAGGAGAAAGUGAUCUGCUACCAGAGAGAGCUGCAGGCCAGCUACCUGGACAUGUACCACCACAACCAACUACUGGAGAGAGAACUAUACCAGCUCAGAGGAGAAGGAGGAGGAGGAACACUGGAGAGAGAACUAUACCUGCUCAGAGGAAGAGGAGAAGGAGGGACACUGGAGAGGGAACAGCAUGAUGUGAGGGGAGGAAGAGAAGGAGGAGGGCGAGAGAUGGGAGACUACAGUAAUGAGUCACUGGAGAGGGAAGUGCAGGAGGUGAGGAGAGGAAGAGGAGGAGGAGAAAGAGGAGAGGAAGACAGCAUACCUCCUCCUGGUCUUCCUUGGAUAGAGAGGAUAGAGUCGUCUGAGAUUUGACUGAGUGGACACUAGAUGGGGGGCCCAUUCCAAACCAAACACUCUUCCUAUCUCCUUGAUGAAUACUCAGGCUUCUUACAGAUGUUAAAGGACAGGAGGGCCCCAUUCCAAACCAAAUCCUGACCCCUUAUCUUUAUGUCCUUGUGGAGGGCCCAGUUCCAAUUCCAAAACAAUGCUGCACUCCUAUACCUGUGUGAACUAGACUGAAUAGUGUGCAUAUAUAAUCAGCAAUACAAUGAUACCCUCUCUGGUACUGUUUUUUGGAAGUUCCACUUCCUACUUCCUGUUUCAAUCCACCAAUCAAUGACAACUUCCUGUUUCAGUCCACCAAUCAAUUACAGCGUAUUAGAGUCGAGAACACUGUACAAUCCUUCAAGCACGACACCGACCAAACCUCACUUUAGAGGGCUGCUUGUAUGUACAAAGGAUGAUAAUAAUAAUAAUAACCUAUUUGUAAAUGUUACUUAUUCAAAUGUUGUUCUGUGUGUAUAUAAUCAAACCAGUGUGUUUGAUAGUUCCGAUCCUCACAGCCGUUCUGUGGGCUAGUUGAAGUUGACUGGGGGGAAGUAAGGGUAGGAAUGCGUCCCAAAUGGCACCCUAUACCCUGUAUAGUGCACUAAUUUUGACCAGGACCAAUGGGGCUCUUGUCAAAAGUAGUGCACUACAUAGGGAAUAGGAAGCCGUUUCAGAUGCAACCUAGGACGUUGUCCAAAGGAUCUAAAGAAAUGUGGGUUUUGUCCCGGUGUGGUGAGGUACGGUCAUUGUCACUGGAUAAUAAGUCUGUAGUGUGUUUUAUUUAUUUUAUUUUUUUACCGUUAUUUUACCAGGUAAGUUGACUGAGAACACGUUCUCAUUUGCAGCAACGACCUGGGGAGUAGUUACAGGGGAGAGGAGGGGGAUGAAUGAGCCAAUUGUAAACUGGGGAUUAUUAGGUGACCAUGAUGGUUUGAGGGCCAGAUUGGGAAUUUAGCCAGGACACCGGGGUUAACACCCCUACUCUUACGAUAAGUGCCAUGGGAUCUUUAAUGACCUCAGAGAGUCAGGACACCCGUUUAACAUCCCAUCCGAAAGACGGCACCCUACACAGGGCAGUGUCCUGGGGCAUUGGGAUAUUUUUUUUUUUAGACCAGAGGAAAGAGUGCCUCCUACUGGCCCUCCAACACCACUUCCAGCAGCAUCUGGUCUCCCAUCCAGGGACCGACCAGGACCAACCCUGCUUAGCUUCAGAAGCAAGCCAGCACUGGUAUGCAGUGUGUAGAGUAAGCCUAAUGUAAAUGAAAUUAAAAGUUCAUUCAGGGAGCUUCCAGGGAGCUGAGCUCAGAGGAGAAACAUAACAUCACUAGACCAUCAGAGGCCAACAUCAGAGGCCAACACACGGAAGCUGUUGCUCUGCCAUUAACAACACAUUUUGUUGUUGUAAAAUUACCCUCGAAGAAACCUGUAAUACUGUAACAAUACUGUAUUCAGGACAUUUUAUGGAAUUUAUAUUUAUUGUCAUGUGAUUCUAUUUUCUGUCCCCAAAUCACUAUAUCGUAAGCUGUAUAUAGUUGUUAGUUAGAUAUACUAAUGCUGCAGAAGCAUGUACUGUUUGAGGAAAUAGCCUGAAUAGACUGAAUAGCCAAAUACAGCCUAAUAUUACACCUCUGGCCAUUAUUCUGCAUCCCAAUGGACUAAUUACUGAUCAUCUAUCGUUGCUGUCGGAGAAAAAAAUUAUUAUCUCCUAAAUUGAUGCUUUUCAGCAAAUGGAAGAAAAUUGCCAUAUUUUCCCAUUAACAAACAUACAAUUACAUAACUUUUCUCAAGUUAUUUUGAAUACAUUAUCUUGGUCCUAGAUUGAUUAAAUAUUCAGAGUUCAUUGACGGGAGUUACUGCUUUCAAUACAACAACAAAAAACCAUCCCACAGUGACGCUUGUUUAGGGAAAAAUAAAUACUGUACUAUACUGUGACUUGUGUUAAACCACUGGAGUUAAAUAAAUAUAUAAACAUUA
Molecule: messenger RNA, 4537 nt
Organism: Salvelinus fontinalis (brook trout)
Lineage: Eukaryota; Metazoa; Chordata; Actinopteri; Salmoniformes; Salmonidae
Product: NEDD4-binding protein 3-A-like
Exons: 9
Coding region: 290-2548 (752 amino acids)
Cellular component (GO): cytoplasmic vesicle
Source: RefSeq, a predicted model, not a curated record